GACAGUGGACCAGUUAUAUUCGUCAUCCUUGGGUGGAUUUAAAUUCUUCACCACGGAGUUUGGCUGGGCAUGCGCAAACAGGAGGAACUUUCUCCAGUCCAGUUGGCAAACUGACGAAGUUGUCUUCGGAAACUUGAAGGCUCAAAACCCACUAUGACUUCGACAAACAUGUUUCAAGGGUUGGAUACUGGUACAAAACCAAGUUCAAGGGUGUUGCAGCCUCCUGGAGGUGGCUCCAGUAACCUCUUUGGUGGAUAUGAAGAUGACUCUGCAGCAUCAAGAAGACCUAAUAAGAUGGCCUCUAAAGUUUUUGCUCCAGCAGAGGACUCCCAGUGUGUACCCAAACGCUCCAAUCCUCCAGGUCAGACAAGCUUGUCAGGGCUUGAUGUGCAGAGGCAGGCCAGUAAAAAACAGGGUGGGAAGACUAGUGGAAUAUUUGGGGAACCUGAACCUCCAGCUCAGCAACAGAGACCCAAACCUCCUGGUGGCCCAACCAGCAACAUAUUCGGUGCUGCAGAGAGUGCACCUGCUCAAAGCCAGAACCGAAGCCACCCAAAUAAGCCAAAGGACAAUCUAAGUGUGGGACCUGAAUCAUCACCAUCACUUGAAGCCAAGGUCAGCCAACCUGAAGGGAAGGUGGAAGCUGCCCCCCCAGCUCCCAUUCCAGCCAAAGAAGAGCCUGCUGUUGUCUCGGCCCCUCCUGAGCCCAAGCCCCAGUCCCCUUCUUUCUCUUCUUCACCUCCUGUUGAGAAAGAGGAGACUGGUGAGCUGAAGAACCACGAGCCUCAUCUGGGACCCAAGCCUCGCUCUCACAACAGGGUCCUCAACCCCCCUGGAGGAAAGUCUAGUGUGGUAUUCUACUGAUGAGCUGAACACAUCUCUACUCCCUGUUUGUGUCCAUACGCUCCUUGUCUGCUCCCCUGUUAAUCUUCUUUCAUUCCAACACCCCACGGUUAUUUCACCUGUACAUCUAAACGCAGAGCAGGAUUUUUUGUUCUUCUCACCAGAUUCCUAUUCAAAUAUGUUGUCCUCAACAUCAUGCACUUUGAGCCCUAUUUCUGGUUUCCAGCUCUUUGUCCAAUUCGUCAUAUUGUUCUUUAAUGAAACCUGCGAUCAUUCAAUCACCAAUCAACAGGCUCGCUAUUACCUAAUCACUUUAACUGUGACACUAUCAAUCUCAGUAUUGUGGUUACUAAUUUCACAGUUUGUUUGUAGAUGUAGUUUGGUUUAAGGCACAGUUUGUCAUUUUGAAAAACGUUUUUGCAUCUCAAGUAUGGUUAAGACAUCCGAGUGCUUGUACAAUGUUCAGCUUUAAACAGUGAUUGAUGUGAAACGAAAAUCCUUGAGUAAAAAAUCAGACAUUUGCUCAAAUUUCAAGGUGCUCAUUUUAAAUCUUUAAUGUGUAGGCAUUCAGUCAGAAGGGGGUGAAUAGAUCUUCUCACCAAUGGAAAAUGUUUCAGGGAGUUCCACUAGUGCCACCUUUUAUGUUGCUGGAUCCUGAUUGGAUGACUACAUAAAACCUGUCAAUUUUACUAAAUAAUAGUUUAGUACUCGGUUAAAGGAUAGAUGCCAAAAAUUUACUUUGAAACAAAGAUGAAUGCUUGACUCCCAAAUGUUUCUGCUUCCUUAAAGAAAAUUCCAUUUUGAUUGUAUGCGGAUGUAUUGUGCAGGUACUUCUCUGCUUUGUCGUCAUUGCUUGCUUUAUCUGAGAACAUGCCUUUUUUGCUUGGGGUAGGCCUCUGUUUAUGUUUUAAAUUAAAACGGCUGAAGAUAAGUGAACUCUGGACCAGCGCGUGGCCUACCUGAGUCCAGGUGGGCUCAUUGAUAAUCACCUUUUUCACUCACUUCACGAUGCACAUUCAUGGUAUUCUGGUGCCAGCCUGUCCCCAGUGUGUUGAUGUGCCUGGCAGGCAAUGAGCACAGCAGAAGAAGAUCCUGUGUAUUGCAAUAAAACUGUUGUUUUGCAUUUAAA
Molecule: messenger RNA, 1972 nt
Organism: Perca flavescens (yellow perch)
Lineage: Eukaryota; Metazoa; Chordata; Actinopteri; Perciformes; Percidae
Gene: jpt2
Product: Jupiter microtubule associated homolog 2
Exons: 5
Coding region: 154-864 (236 amino acids)
Cellular component (GO): nucleus
Source: RefSeq, a predicted model, not a curated record